CUGCUAUAGUGACACUUUCCCCAAACCGGAGCUUUGCACUCUCGGAGACGGGACGUACACUGUCCAAGUGGGAAGCGGCGAGCGCGCUCGAGCGGCGAAAGACUGUUCUGCUCUCGAACCGAUCGCGGGUUCAGCCUCGCUCCUCCAGGACGACCAGCCAGAAGAGCACCGAGGACGUUCAGCGGGGGUGUUGGGUAAAUAAAUAUCCGCGCGCGCGCGCACCGACGUCGCGAUCCAAAAAAACCUCUCCACGGCGCGCAAGAGCAAGGAGAACCGGGAUUGUCUACCCUUCUCGGGACGUCUGCUCUCUUCCUUUUUCUUUUAACCGUUUCCAAGAGCACGCCGGGACCGAAGAAAGCGUCCGUUGACCGAAAUGAAAUGUGGUCAGUAUUCACACCCCGCGUGUCAUCCAAGAGGCAGAGUCGAUCUUGAGUGAAUCCAAGAGCGGCGUCGAGGUUCGACUGGAGCGAUCGACUGAGGGGCCAAAUCGUGUUGUCACUGUGGUUGUUUGCCUUGUUUCAAAUCGCAACGGCUUCAUUCAGACAACGGUUUGAUUUUCACCACACACACACACACACACACACACACACACACGCACACACACACGCUGACUACUUCUGCCGGACCGACUUUUCCAAGAGGUCACUGAAGAACAACGUGUUUAUGGAUCGCUGCGCAGCGAGGUGCACCGGGAGUUGUAGGCUACGCUCUUCUGCACCGAUCAUGCUGAUGCCUCCCUGUGACUGUAAACUUUGAUAGAUGUCCACACCAAGAACUCAGUGAGAUAGAAAAAGCGAUUUGAUAAAAAAAAAAAUUCAAAAAUAAACUCAGACUGACCUCUGGAGGAAGUGGGAAGCGCAUUUCGCCCUUCUUCUUCUUUUUCCUUCUCCCUCCCAAGACGUCAGGACGGAUCUCUUAUCACCCAGACCGACUGUCCUUCUGUGAUUUAAACAAAGACCAAAGUGUUUGGGGAUAGCAUGGCAAUGGUAGUAAACCAGUGGCCAGAGAACAUUUCCGCAGAUCCGGGGUCUCAGCUCCAGAUCUGCGGCCAGGAGCCCGGCGGGGCGCCGGGGACUCCCAACGGUUCCACCCCGGGGAACGACGCACUUUCCGGGGACAAGAUCCCCAACGUGGACUGCAUGGUGUGCGGGGACAAGUCCAGCGGGAAGCAUUACGGCCAGUUCACCUGCGAGGGAUGCAAAAGCUUCUUCAAGCGUUCGGUGAGGCGGAACCUCACGUACACCUGCCGGGGGAACCGAGACUGUCCCAUCGACCAGCACCACCGGAACCAGUGCCAGUACUGCCGGCUGAAGAAGUGCCUCAAAGUCGGCAUGAGGAGAGAAGCUGUACAACGGGGGCGCACAUCGAACUCCCAGAGCAGCCCAGGACAGUACCUGACCAACGGCACCGACCCGUACAACGGCCAGCCCUACCUGUCCGGUUUCAUUUCCCUGCUGCUGCGCGCCGAGCCCUACCCGACGUCGCGCUACGGGGCCCAGUGCAUGCAGGGAAACAACCUGAUGGGGAUCGAGAACAUCUGCGAGCUGGCGGCCAGGCUGCUGUUCAGUGCCGUGGAGUGGGCCAAGAACAUCCCCUUCUUCCCCGACCUGCAGCUCAUGGAUCAGGUGGCGCUGCUGCGCAUGUCAUGGAGCGAGCUCUUCGUCCUCAACGCCGCCCAGUGCUCCAUGCCGCUUCACGUGGCCCCUCUGCUGGCCGCGGCCGGCCUGCAUGCCUCGCCCAUGUCGGCAGAGCGCGUGGUGGCCUUCAUGGACCACAUCCGUGUCUUCCAGGAGCAGGUGGAGAAGCUGAAGGCCCUGCAGGUCGACACGGCUGAAUAUUCUUGCCUCAAGUCCAUUGUGCUCUUCACAUCCGACGCUAUGGGGCUGUCAGACGUCGCCCAUGUGGAGAGCAUCCAGGAGAAGUCUCAGUGUGCCCUGGAGGAGUAUGUAAGGAACCAGUACCCCAGCCAGCCAAACCGCUUUGGACGCCUCCUCCUACGCCUGCCCUCCCUGCGCAUCGUCUCCUCGCCGGUCAUCGAGCAGCUGUUUUUCGUGCGCCUGGUUGGCAAGACCCCCAUCGAGACACUGCUCCGCGACAUGCUGCUCUCGGGCUCCAGCUACAACUGGCCCUACAUGCCCACCGUGCAGCGGGAGCGGCCCAUCUCCCUCCACUAUAAUGAGAACGGGCCGUGAGUCGGAGAGACAGACCGAGGAGAAGCUGCAGGGGAAAAUCCAGGCUGAACAUCCAUCCGACACUCAUCCAUCCGUCUUUACUUCUCUUCAUUCUCUGCGUUCAACUUCUCGGCUUACCCAGAGGGAAGCAACCCUCCUCGCCAUUCCCCUCGAAAGCCUGUGCUGACGGUACAAUCUGUCACUGUCCCCGGUUACACAAGCCAGCCAAUCAUUCACCCUGGCCAUUGCAGAAACUCGGUGGCCCGCUGCAGUCCCUCACCCGACGGUGAAAGCUACAUUUGAGACGUGGCAUGAGAUGGACAGGUUGGUCGAACGGGGUUAUUGCACAGUUCACCAGCAGGUCUCAAAGCCCCGCGCAAAACAGAGGCAGCAAAAGACAAAACAUUUGCUCUACUGUCGGUGCUAUGCCUACAUUUACAGAUGUACAAGCAUCCCAGCGUGGGAAAUACCGAGCAAGGGCUUUGCCAAUGGAACUCUUCAACCAAGAGCACAGGGCUCCGCUGUACAUUUACCAACUUUUGAAAAGAAAAAUAGAAGCCAUUAAAAAAGAAGACGAACGCCAAAAUGUCGUGGACUUUUGCAGAGGACAUGAUUCAUUGUGUGUUUGUAUUAGCACUGUUUGUAUGGAGAGAAAACUGAUGAUUGUGUCCAUAUGUACAGUAUACCGUUGAUUCAUAGGCAUCUAUAGCAUAUUAGGCUUCAAUGGGAAAAGCUCAGGUUCAAAGGGUGGGUAGUCAGACAGGCAUGUUGAUAUCAAGGACAAAAAUAUGAACCCAGCAAAAAUUUACACUUAUCAGCAGCCUGUGCCAAAGCUGAAAAAAAAGCAUAUUGUUUGGAUUCUUUUUUGCGGUAGUGUGAAAAUUGAUGAAAAUUGAAUGUUUGGUUUGUCUAUAAUUUGACUAUAUCCUUGUUUUGGGGUCUCAGGGGGAGAGGAGUUUGUAAAAAAAAUUAAAUAAAAAUAGAUACAAAUAAAAGCUGAGGCACUUGCAUUGAAAUCAGAACCUAAACUUACUCAAUUCUGUCAAAAUCACAGCACUGGUAGAUUCGUACCACUCUCGUGUCAUUUGAUCAAUAUAUCUCUUUACUUGUUCAAGAAGAACGUUAUAAUUCCUACUCCCUACACCAUGUUAUCGCAGGAGUGAUGCAAACUCAUCUUCAAUCUUGUUUUUUUUAGUCAGUAUUGUCAAUAUCAGACCUUUAGGAAUUGGGGAGGGGGUAUUUUUACAAAAAUUAGCUGUACUUGCCUUAGAACAAACAUUUUGUCACUGAGCAUUUACUGUAUCUUAUGACUGUGCCAUAAUCUCUCGUUACCUGUUAUAACAGGUAUUAUGUCCUGUCAGCAGAGGAAAUGAACUCAAAUGAUGUAAAAAUGGAUAACGUGCACAUGCUGUCGCCGGAAUGUGAUGCAAAAGAAAUACUGCGAUAUUGAAAGCGUCGACUAAAGAUGUCAAGAAAAGCUUGUGAGAACAGACGUUUCUUAUUAAAACAUCAUCAGCACUUUUCAUUUUUAUUUGGACCUCAUGCAAGUUCUUUUCCGCUACCUGAUGAUAUCGUCAUGUAGGGAAAACCUCCUCGAACUCAUGUCAUUUGAGCUUAUCGUACCGAUACUGUAGAGAUAUGUAUCACUAACCUCUGAAAACCUCAUUCUAUGUUACAAUAUUAUCCCAGUUGGACUUAUGACUGUGACCUAGCUUAGGACAUUUUGAAGUUGUUUUUUUGUUUUGUUUUUUCUCUUCCCGCCGAUGGAAGCAAAUUUGUUUUGAGGACCUGUAUCACAUUUCCAACAUGGCACUGUGCUAUCAAUGUCAAGUCACCUGGGACCUUAGAAGGCUGUCUGCUGAUAAAUGAAUCCACAUAAAGUUUCUAUGAGUUUGUUUUUACCCCCUCUACUUUUGUUUGAAAAUAUGAAAUAAAGUUCUGUUGUUCACAGUAA
Molecule: messenger RNA, 4125 nt
Organism: Scophthalmus maximus (turbot)
Lineage: Eukaryota; Metazoa; Chordata; Actinopteri; Pleuronectiformes; Scophthalmidae
Gene: nr2f5
Product: nuclear receptor subfamily 2, group F, member 5
Exons: 4
Coding region: 978-2192 (404 amino acids)
Biological process (GO): anatomical structure development; regulation of transcription by RNA polymerase II; cell differentiation
Molecular function (GO): zinc ion binding; RNA polymerase II cis-regulatory region sequence-specific DNA binding; nuclear receptor activity
Source: RefSeq, a predicted model, not a curated record